Dinoponera quadriceps is the source of this 5268-nucleotide messenger RNA. RefSeq names its product polycomb group protein Psc-like. Gene Ontology annotation, cellular component: PRC1 complex. Bases 792 to 3932 code for a protein of 1046 amino acids. The record is from RefSeq and is a predicted model, not a curated record. The transcript has 4 exons. Gene Ontology annotation, biological process: negative regulation of transcription by RNA polymerase II. Lineage: Eukaryota; Metazoa; Arthropoda; Insecta; Hymenoptera; Formicidae. Gene Ontology annotation, molecular function: promoter-specific chromatin binding; metal ion binding.
UACAGAAUCGUCGAAAGGAACACAACGCGUUCGCCGACGCCCGUCGACGCUCGGCGUCGCUCGUGCGAUUCCGUAACAGCGAGGCGGGGUUUAGGCGGGGUCGAUACGAGGCAACUUCGCGUUUCCGGCGUCCUCCGUCGUCGUCGUUGCUCUCUUAAUCGCGCGGUAAUCGAAACACCGUGGCGACUAUCUUCGCCGCUCGGUUAUCGCCGCCGUCGCAUCGCCCUUCCCCCGCUGUUCCUCUCUUCAUCCAACCUUCUCCUAUCUCUCGCUCUCCAGGUAAUCAUCAUUAACUCUAUCUCUCUCCCCCCCCCUCCUUCCCCCUCCCUCUCUUUCUCGCUCCUACGAGCAACUCGGUCGUCGAAGCGCGGUAACGUUAUAUCGCGGAUGGUCUCGCGCGAAAGUCGUGAUAAUAACAAGAAGGGAGGAGGGAGAGCAGGCGGGGUGGAAAGCCGAGAGGGGAAACUGAAAGUGCGCGAGCGCGGAUAGUACGCGCGCACGUUCUCUCUCUCUCUCUCUCUCUCCUUGACGCGGUCCGUCGGUCGAUCGACAGACGACGGCGUGCGACUAGAGGACGAAGGGCAAGCGAAACGACGACGAGAAGGAGAGCGCGCGCGACGCUACUACACGGUCACGACGACGAUAGAUCCGAGCGAGACGAGGUGUGCGCGCGCGCGCGCUGUCCAAGCGACUGCUACACUACUAGUGCGCGUCGCGACACACGUACGCAGGCAUGUACGGCGGCGUGCGUGGUGUCGCCGCGUUGGCCAUGAGUGCCACGGGGACGUGAUAUGCCGUGGUUAUCAGCGCGCGGCUAUUUAUCCGGAAGAGGACUCGGCGGCGCUUGGUCGCGCACAACUAGGACGGCAAGGAGAAGGAGCGGGAGAACGACGACGGACGAGCGUUAUCGGACGCCUCGGAGCCGGGGCGCCGUCGCACGCCGACAGACAGAGCGGCGUUGCCACCUCCUCGCGGCCGCGGUCGCGGCCACCGCUGCUGCUGCCGCCGCCUCCACCGCCACCGCCGCCGUCGCACCGUCGUUGCCACGUCCGCCGCUACGUUCCACCGCCGGGAACGACGACGACGGUGACGGUGACGACAAGGAAGGAGACGACCGUCUUCACGGCUUAGCUGCUGCUGUUUCAGAGCCCACCGCCAAUAGCAUGGAAGUCGCGGAGAGGGAGAAGCCGUUGGUGAAAGACUUGAACGAACAUAUCAUGUGCCCGUUGUGCCGAGGAUACCUCAUAGACGCCACGACCCUCGCGGAAUGUCUGCACUCCUUUUGCAGAGGUUGCAUCGUCCGGCUGAGCAACGGCGCCCGCGUGUGCCCGGUUUGCGGCGUGAGGACCACGCCGCCGCUCCUGCCGGACACGCGUCUCCAACGGCUGGUGUACCUCGUGGUUCCCGGGCUCUUCCGCGCGGAGCUCCAACGGCGACGUCACUUUCUCGUGCUGAACCCGCUGUGCCCGCCGUUGCCGCCUCCCCUCGGCGCCAUCAACCUCACCUUGGACGACCUCGUCAGUCUGAGCCUGGAGGAGCUGGACGAGACUGAAUGGGAGAUGUGCGAGGACGGGGUGUCGAGGAAGCGCAACGACGUCCCGUCGGCGUGGAACGAGGACGAGGACGUCGACCACGAGGCUCCGCAGAGCAGCGGCAAGACCCGAUACCUCAAGUGCCCGGCGGCCGUCACGGUGCGUCAUCUGGUGCGACUGCUGAUGCUGAAGAGAGGGUGGGAGGAGACUAACUCGUCGGUCGUCAACGGCAUCAGCAGGAUAGAAAUCCUCUACCAUCAGCUCGGACCGCGUUCCAGCGGCGGAGACGAGAUACACCUUCUCAGUCCCUUCUGGACCCUUCUGGACCUCGCAUGCAUAUUCCACUGGAAGAGGUUGGAGCCGAUGAGGCUGGUCUACCGGGUGUUGCGGAAGGAAGAAACGCUCUCGAUAUCGGAGGUCCCCUCGAAAUACGGGCCGAAGGACGGCCAGCCGGCGGCGAUCGAGAACAUACCGAGACCGCCGACGCCGCCGCCCAGCCCGAAGCCCAGUCGCAAGCCGGAAGUGGAAGCUCCUCUGACCUUGGAGAGCGACACGAAGCUACCUCAGGUCGACGAAGCUAAGAACGUCGACCGUGAGAAAGAGACGAAGAAGCCGCGCUGCGAGGUGACGCCGGUUAUGCGAACCCCCGAUCCACCCGCAAGUCUUCCAACGAGGAACCACCACCACCACUCGAGGGAGAGCUCGAGGAGCAAGGACAUGGGCAGGAUGGAGCACCUGAAGCGACGCAAGCGGCGCAAGCGGCGCAACAAGCGGGUGAUCGCGGAGAUUACGACUACGCCGCGCGAGGACCUGCUGAAGCUGAAGGUCAGACUAACGCCGUGCCCCCCGAGGAUCACCUCGAGCAGCAGCAGCAGCAGCAGGAGCGAGAAGAGCGGCCGUUCGAAAGAGAAGCUGCUGCAGCUGCGAGCGGUGAGGCGCGAGAAGCUCAAGGCGAUCACCAAGCAACACGCAAAGACGAAGCAUCUUCCUCCGGCGGAUUCUCCGCCUCUCUUAGAUUACUUCCCGGUGGCGGAUUCUCCGGUGGGCUGCGAGGAAACAAGUGCCAAGGACGAAUGCACGAUAGAGCCGGAGGAGACGAUCGAGGACAUCAUCGACUCCAUUCCGGACGAGGUGGUGCGCAUCGCCCAGAGCGAGGACAACGCCGUCGUGGAGCGCGCCUUCGAGCCGGAAGCGAAGGCGAAGCAGGAAGCGGAGGAGCCGGAGGAGAGCAAGAGCGAGUCGCCGGAACGGACGAAGAGCGCGACGGAGGAGUCGCCGGUGCGAGCGAGGAGCGCGACGGAGGAGUCGCCGGAGCGAACGAAGGGGACGACGGAGUCGCCACCGGGAGGAACGAAGGGAGCGACGGAGUCGCCGGAAGCAACGAGGAAAGCGACGGACUCGCCGAAGAAGGACGAGGAGAUCCUGCGCCGGCUGGGUCUGGUCGCGGUGAACGAGGCGAUCGCCGAGCUGCGCGACAAGGCGAAGCAGCGCUGCCAGCACAGCGCCGAGAAGACGAACAACUUGGACCGCGAGAAGCUGGAGAAACAGCUGCGCGAGAGCAAGGCCAACCGCGUCCGGAGCCUCUUGGCGGAGAAGCAGAUGCGCGACGCGCUCAAGAGCAUCAUGUCCAAGACGAACGAGGAACUUUCGUCGGUCAACAGGACACCGUCGCCCGUCCCUGCGGCCGCCGCCUCCACGACCGUUCGCGCGGCAACACCUCCGGCGGCGUCUCCGGCAGCGGCACCACCCGCGGUGGCUCCCGUGGUCACCUCUGCAGCCAGCUCCGCGAACAAUCCUGCGCUCACGAGCACCCUGAAGAAGAAGGGCCCGCCGCCGUUGGCGCCGUUGAGCAUCGGCAAGUCUUCCGGCUUCGCCGCGACCAGCACCGUCCAGCUGGUGUCCGCUUCUUCCAAGUACGAGACGCCGUUGGACCUCAGCAGCGGCAGCGGCACCGUCAACGACAACGCCCUCGAUCUGUCCGCCACGCUGACCGCCAGCAGUAAUCCGUCUCCCUCUUCGUCGUCCAAGUCCCCCACCGGGCCGAGGGCGCUCCCCGUGAUAAUCUCCGAAACCAUAAUCCGCAAGGCCAGGGACUCGGUGGAGCCGCGCAAAGGACAGGAGUCGGGCCUGAAGACUCUCUCGCAAGUUACCGUGUCGGGCAGCGGUCCGUCCGAGAAGGACCAGCCGAAGGAGCCGUCCGCGUUGCCCUCCACCGCCGCCGUCAACAAGGUCGCCCUGCGCAUUCCUCAGCCGCACCACCGCAUCUCCGGCUUCCGCGUCAAGGUCAUCAAGCCGAACCUCAGCGUCCGGCAUAUCCCGAAUCCCCAGGCCGUGGUCGCCUCCCAGUAUCGCAAUCAAAGGCCCAGUUACUACAACUCCGUCUCCCAGCAGCCACCGUAAAUGUGUCUUUAAUUUAUUUUUCUCCCUCCCUCUCUCUCUCUCUCUCCUUCCUUCGCCCGCCGCACCCCGCCGACGUUUUAUUUCCGUCCCGACGGGGACUCCUAAUCUAAAGGCUGCCACACGUCGCAUGCUCCCUCCUAGCUUCAACGACGCCGAACGCGCGCUCGCGAUUACGUAAUUAGGUCAGUCGGAAGACUCGGAGCGGAAGACACGCUGGCUCAUUCGAGACUUCUCUCUCGAUCUUGUUUAUCGAAUACGCGCGAAGGCUACCUUGACCCACGAGAGCUGUAAGUACCAUCCUGACAUCUUUCGUCGAAUGCGAGAAAAGCCGUUACGAAAAGGCCUGUUUUUGCCGCGUUCGGAAAAUGUAAAACACACAUUGUUUCUUAUAGUUUUUGAGACGUAGAAUCCGAUGGUGCUGGUUAAAAUUAUGCCGCUUAAUGGGAAUAUAUAAAAGAAAUUCAGUUUAAAAAGUACGUGAGCGCGUGACUUUUUGAGGAAUAAAACAAUCGCUCUUUAUGGUUGAGAUUCUCGAGUGUUAUUGUUUACAACGCUUCGUUAAGUCUAAGGGUGAGUUGUGGAGGUGAUUUACUGAAAGCGCCAAUGCCGUAGGUAAAAACGAAACGAAGUAACAUUCGUUUGUUCAGGCGUCUGUAAGUCGGUUUGACCUCUACGCGUCUACUUACGGGUUAAAUCAGGAAAACACGUAGCGUCGCAGACAUUCGCGAGGAAAAAAAAUAUUGAACAAAUAUAAAAAAUAUAGAAUAUCUUAUAAAAAUGUUAUAUUUAAUGAUGAAAAUAUCAGAUCCGCAAGUUCUCUAGUUAUAUUUAAUGAUGAAAAUAUCAGAUCGGAAAGUUCUCAGACGUUUGUACGAACAUGUUCGAGUCGGCUUUCCCCAUCCAGCGCCUGAAAACUUUUCGUUGCAUCUGAUAUAUUUUUGCUAUUAAAAAUAGCAUUAUCAUGCAUAAAAAUAGCAUUUUCAUAAGAUAUUCUAUGUUUUUAUAUCAAAUUAUAACGUAUCGCACCAUGUGGCGUAACGACCUGUCUUGUAUAAAAAUAACUGCAACACUACGCGUUUUUCCGAUAUCAAUUCAAUUUUUCCCGUCAUAUGAUGUAAUUUUAAUUAGCGCGGAUGUUCAUAGAUUUCUCGCCUCAAAAACUACGUUGAAAAAAAAAAAGAAAUUGAAAUUUUACGAUGCAAAAUGUUUCUCGUGACAUUUUCUUCGACAUUUAUUUAUAGAAUACGGUUGGAGAAAAGUUUGACUCUGAUAACGGAAUAUAUAUUUUUGUGAAAUAUACCUACAAGUUUGCUUAUUAAUUGGUUUAUUUGCUAGG